AUGAGCUAUCCACCACCCAAUUCCGGUCAAUAUCCUUACAUCCCUCAUCCGCAAUACCAGUCCGGCCACGUCCCUCAACAGCAGGUGCUAUACAACAAUGCUGUGGCUCCUUCACCAUCGCCGUACAAUGGCUAUGGCAAGCCGCCGGCUUAUCCUCCGGGGAUGAUGCCGUAUCCUUCGGCAUACCAGGAGUUUCUUCAGCAACAUCAGCCACAACAGCAUCAACAUAUGCAACAGCCGCAGUUGCAACAAUCCCCCCUCAUCCACCAGCAACAGCAACAGCAACUACCGCCUCAAUCCCAAGUCCAGUCGCGGAUUCCUCAGCAUCAGCAGCAACAAUCCCCUCGUCCGCGGGCACAACCGCCCUUGCUUCCUCACAGUCAAUCGCAAUCACCUAUGAUAUCUCACGCGCAACAUCAGUCUCCUCAUCCACGACCGCAGCAGCAGUCUUACACUCAGCCGCAUCAAUCCCCGAUCCUUCAACAGCCUCGCCAAUUACAAUCUCCGAGACAGCAACUGCAGCAACAGCAUCAGCAGCACCACCAUCAUUCUUACAUUCAACCGCAUCAAUCCCCUAUCCUUCAACAACCUCAAACGCUGCCAUCUCCACGACAGCAGCAUCAGCAACCUUACAUCCAACCACAUCAGUCUCCGAGCCUCCAGCAACCUGAACAACUACCAUCUCCUCACCCGAGGCCAGCACAGUCCCCCGCUCAAAUACCCCAACGCCAGCAGAGCAUAUCACGCCCGACUCCUAUCAAGGCCCCAUCUGUACAACGUUCUCCCGUACAGCAGCCACAGGCACAGCAGCCUCGUGUGCAGCAAGUACCAGCACCGCAAUCCCAGACAUCGCAACUACCAGUGCAACGAUCACCGGUACAACAGCCGCAAGUACAACAGCCGCAAGUACAACAGCCGCAAGUACAACAGCCGCAAGUACAACAGCCGCCAGUACAACAGCCGCCAGUACAACAACCGCCGGUACAGCAAUCACAGGUACAACAACCGCCGGUACAGCAAUUACAGGCACAACAGCCACCGCUACAACAGUCUCAUGUGCAGCAACCUCCACCCCUGCCACCGAUCGAGCCUGAACAUCAGUUUGUCAAUCCAGCCAAUUUAUUUGUCGAGCCGCCUCUACCUACCGCCCCACGAUCUUGGUACAGUGUAUCUCAAUAUCUUGAUCCAGCCGCCCUGUCAACCAGUUCCACUGCCGAUGAUCCACCUUCAAUCCCAUUACCCGCUACUUCUUCACCAUCGCUCGCUCAGACACCUUCAACUCAAAGUGCUUUAUUGGCUCAAAGUGCUCCAUCAUCUAAAAGUGUCCCUUUGACCAAGCAGAGUACUCCGUUGGCCCAUAAAGAUCCGCCAGCUCAGAGCGCCCCUCCAGCGAAUCCUCGGGAUAACCCGCCACCUAUCCAAGGAGAGUCUAGCUUCCAGAUUCUGCAACCCAUUAAGGCUGAUCAAAGGCCCCUACAUCAGCCUUCUCCCAAAAUCAAGGUUGAAAAGGUCAAGGCGGAGAAGAUCAAGGCCGAGAAGAUUAGGGCUGAUAAGGUCCAACCGCCUGCAUCAAAGCUGCCAGCGACACCGAAGACAGCGGCCCCAUCUGAGCUAACUUUUCCCAAUCCUACCCCCUCGCCAGCUAUCCAUGCGAUCCCACAAGUCGUGCUUCCAGCACCGUCCUCGGCUUCCAAGCCAAGUGUGCAAAUUCAGCAAGCUCAAAAUACUCCACAACAAAAAAAGCAGCCUGCCCAGAAAGUCACUGAUAAGAUAACCAAGUCCAAUAAGCCCCCAGUUGAUUAUCAAGUCUUGCUACUGUCUCUGGCUGAUGAGUAUUUGAAUGCUGCUCAUCGACAUGGGACCCAAACUGCCUUGGUAUCUCACCCCGCGGAUGUGGAAGAGUAUUACAAGCUAGUUUCUACCGGGCUUGGAUGCUUAGAAGCUGUCUUAAAGAAUUGGAGAUUGCCACCUCGCAAAGAAGCUCUUGUGCGACUUCGCUAUGCGCGCACGUUAUUUGAGGAGACAGAUAAUGAUAUUGAGGCUGAGACAGCUUUAAGCAAAGGAAUUGACUUAUGUGAGCGGAACCGCAUGCUGGAUUUGAAAUAUAGUAUGCAGCAUCUGUUAGCACGCAUGCUCCACAAGUCCAAUCCCAAAGCUUCGCUCAAAGCUGUCGAUGGCAUGAUUCAAGAUGUCGAAGCCUACCGUCAUGCGGCCUGGGAGUAUGCGUUUAGGUUUCUACGAGUUUCCUUAUCCCUGUCAUCUCCGUCCCAUCAAGACUCUGUUCAGGCUCUUCAACACCUGAAUAAGAUUGCAACCAUGGCCUCUCGUAACGGGGACAAGGCUGUGUCAGCGAUGGCAGCUGUUAUUGAAGCUCUAGCACAUUUGCAACAAGGAGGAAGCUCCGAUUCCAUCGAACAGGCACAGCGUGCCGUAGCAGUAGCACGGAGUCACCAGUUGAAUGAUGAGCUCCGUCACAUCCCUCAGCUUGUCACUCUGAUCCAGAUGGUCGAUAUCUGCUGCAGCGUUCUCGAAUAUGAUGUCAAUCAGUCUGCUCAAAAGUUAAAGGUCAUGCAGUCCUUGGUGGAUGAAACACUCAACAACUCCAACUGGCGUACCGAUGGCUCAUUUUCUGUUCCGCUAAAUGGCAAAUCUGCUGGGCCAUCUUCUAUUGACACAGGAGACAUUCUUCAGGUUGAGAAUGGGACGCUUCUUCUCAGCUUUAAUUGGCUUCCUCAGCAUGAUCUCUAUGCUCUAUCUUACUUCCUCAGCUCAAUCACUUUAAGUGCAAAGAAUUCUUAUGACGGACGCAAGGCAGAGAAGUAUCUCGAUGAGGGGAUUCGAAUGAUUCAAGGGUCAUUCACCACUCCCCAAGAGAUCUCAGAGUCUAUGGUGACUGCAGCGCGACGUGUUGAAUGGCGCCGGUCUUUGUACUGCAAUUCCCUCUUGCAGCGUGUUUUCUUAGCCUGCUCCCGAACCGACUGGGAAAUGGCAAGCACGUCCCUCAAUGACUUACGACAGGUUGUCCAAGAGAUGGGGCCUAAUAUCCCCAGGCCUAUCGAGUGCUUGAUGGAAUAUGCCGCUGGUACCAUUGCUCAGUCUACUGGUGAUCUCGCAAGCGCCCUCCGCAUCUUCCAAUCUGAUCUCUUGUCACUCUCGCCCUCAGCCAGCAAGACCACACGCAAUGAUCCUUGCCGCGAUACCUGUAUUCUUGCAGCGCUCAACACCGUCCUCCUCAUCCGUGACCCUGCACAUCCAUCGCAUUCACGACUUUCCACUGUGAUGACCACCCUUGAGUCUUUCUGCUCUAAUAGUCCCAACAAGUACAUCCAGGCAGCCUACUUCCUAGUCUGCGCUACUGUCCAUACCGAAUCCACAAUUCAGACCAAGCAGUACCUCCAGCAGGCGCUGCAGUCCGCAACAGCUAUCAGCAACAGCCAAAUCACCUGCAUGACUCUCACUUUCAUGAGCUGGAAGUAUUUCCGUGGGGUGGUUGGUGAACAAGCUGAGAAGAGUGCGCGGGCGGGCCGGGCCAUGGCUAAAAGAGCCAAUGAUCGUCUUUGGGCUAGUGUCACUGAUGAGAUGUUGGCUGAUACUCUUGAGCGACAGGGUAAAAGUGAUGAGGCCCUUGGUGUGCGUGAGGAAGGUCAAAGACUUAUCAUGGGACUUCCACCUGGCUUGAAACGACCAACUUGA
This is a messenger RNA of Penicillium verhagenii, 3693 nucleotides long. RefSeq lists its product as uncharacterized. The transcript has 5 exons. The coding region runs from base 1 to 3693 and encodes 1230 amino acids. Lineage: Eukaryota; Fungi; Ascomycota; Eurotiomycetes; Eurotiales; Aspergillaceae. Gene Ontology annotation, molecular function: double-stranded DNA binding. Gene Ontology annotation, cellular component: chromatin; SMC loading complex. Gene Ontology annotation, biological process: maintenance of mitotic sister chromatid cohesion; mitotic sister chromatid cohesion. The record is from RefSeq and is a predicted model, not a curated record.